AUGUCACAGUUUGACGGAACCGUCGAAGAGCCAUUGAACCGUGAACCCCCUCCGCACGUUCUAAUCGGAAAGUUCAUCUCCGAAGAAGGUGAAGCAUACGAUCGAAACCAUGGCCCAAUCCCCCACAUCUCCGCCUCAACCCACCUCCUCCACAUCGACGGUUCCGUCUCCAAUCCCCUCGACAUCCCAAUCUCCUACCUCCACACCCUCCCCCAACACACCGUCCUAGCAGCCCUCCAAUGCGCCGGCAACCGCCGUCACACAAUGCGUACCAAAGAAAAAGAAGUCUGGGGCAUAGACUGGCACAACGGCGCCGUAAUGAACGCCUCCUGGACCGGCGUCCUCCUCUCCGACAUCCUCACCCUCGCAAAUCCCACAUUAGACCCAACGGCCUCCUCGCACGUAGCUUUCAGUUGUUACCAAACAGCCACGCAAGAUGAUGGAUACUACGGUGGUUCUAUACCGUUAAGUAGAGCACUAGAUAAAAACAUGGAAGUCCUCAUUGCCUUGAAAAUGAACGGCGAGGAUUUAACCCCAGAAAGGGGGUAUCCAGUCCGUAUGAUCGUCCCCGGCGUGGCGGGUGCCAGGGCGGUUAAGUGGCUCGAUAGGAUUACCGUUCAAAAACAGGAAUCGAGUAAUGCUUACCAACAGAAGGAUUAUAAAAUCCUCCCGCCGGAGGUUCAGACUAAAGAACAAGCUGCGGGGUAUUGGCAUAAACUACCGUCGAUACUCGAAACUCCUAUUAAUAGCGUUAUAUGUUGUCCUCCUUCUGGAGCGGAAAUCGAGGAUCCGAGGGUUAAACCGUUGAAGAUAGGUGGGUACGCUUUACCGCAGGGAUCGGAGGGUCCGGUGGUUAAAGUCGAGGUAUCGUGUGAUGACGGGUGUACUUGGGAAAAUGCGAGGAUAUUGAACGAAGGUGGGAGGUGGAGUUGGGUGCUUUGGGAGUUUGAGUAUAAGGGAGAGGUGACUGAGGAGAUGAGCUUUAUGUGUAAAGCUACGGAUAAAGGUGGGAAUACGCAGAAGAUUAAAAGUGGGGAUGGACAGUGGAAUUUAAGAGGGGUGGGGUAUAAUGCUUACGGUGAGAUUAAUGGAUUGAAGGUGAAGCGAAAGGUAAGAGGGGAUAUUAGAGAGGGCUUGACUGGGAUCGAGGCGAGGUUGUGA
Orbilia oligospora ATCC 24927 is the source of this 1161-nucleotide messenger RNA. RefSeq lists its product as uncharacterized. Gene Ontology annotation, cellular component: mitochondrion. The transcript has 2 exons. NCBI's taxonomy places the organism in Eukaryota, Fungi, Ascomycota, Orbiliomycetes, Orbiliales, Orbiliaceae. Gene Ontology annotation, molecular function: oxidoreductase activity; molybdenum ion binding. The record is from RefSeq and is a predicted model, not a curated record. The coding region runs from base 1 to 1161 and encodes 386 amino acids.